AUGGCGGGGAAAAUUAAGCUCCUGGCUUGGCUAAUAGCCAUUUGCCUCCUCCCUGGGUUGACAACAACCCAGCACCAUGAAGGACAGCGCAUGGACAACACCAGUGUGGCAGGUGACCUGCAGGAGCCAGAAGCCCCGGAAGUGAUGUUUGAGCUGCUCUGGGCCAGGCUGGAGCUGGAUGUCAUGGGGCAGCUGCACAUCCAGGAUGAGGAGCUGGCGUCCACCCGUCCAGGCCGCCGACUCGGGCUCCUCCUGCAGCACCACGUGCCCAGUGACUUGGAGGGCGCUGAGCAGCGGCUGCAGCAGUUCCAGGACCGGAGGAAGGGGCCUCCUCUUAGCCCUUGGGAUUUUCAACAUCUGCUCCUCACCGGCCUGUCCUGUGUCUACCGGCUCCACAAGGCUCUGGAGGCUGAGGAGAGGGGUCGCUGGGCCCAGGUCUUUGCCCUCCUGGCACAGGAAACACUCUGGGACCUGUGCAAAGGCUUCUGCCCUGAGGGCAAGCCUCCUUCCUUGGAGCCCUGGUCCUCAAUCCUUGACCCUUUCCCCUGA
This is a messenger RNA of Pipistrellus nathusii (Nathusius's pipistrelle), 549 nucleotides long. NCBI's taxonomy places the organism in Eukaryota, Metazoa, Chordata, Mammalia, Chiroptera, Vespertilionidae. The record is from the annotation of a GenBank genome assembly.